Messenger RNA from Toxorhynchites rutilus septentrionalis, 5304 nucleotides. RefSeq lists its product as uncharacterized. Bases 1 to 5304 code for a protein of 1767 amino acids. Gene Ontology annotation, molecular function: aspartic-type endopeptidase activity; nucleic acid binding; zinc ion binding. The record is from RefSeq and is a predicted model, not a curated record. Gene Ontology annotation, biological process: DNA integration; proteolysis. The transcript has 3 exons. NCBI's taxonomy places the organism in Eukaryota, Metazoa, Arthropoda, Insecta, Diptera, Culicidae.
AUGGAACAAUUUAAACAAUUAGUUUAUCAGAGAGGCCGAGUGCAAGCGCGAGUAUCGGUGAUUAUCAACAAGCUAAGUGAUGCGAUAGAGCAAAACGAUAAUACCAACUUAUCGCAGUUAAAAGCGUAUGAGAAGAAGCUAGAGUUGCAUUAUGCGGAGUAUAUGGCGAAACAUGAUUUGAUCAUGGCUCAGUGUCCCAGUUUUGGGAAAACAGAAGACCAGGACGAAAAGUUGGAUGAGUUUGACAGCAUUCAUACUGAUGCUUUGGAAAAGCUCAAUCAUCUGUUGGAUUUCUUUCGUGCCGAUCCAACACAUAACAACCGUGGAUCCCCUCAAGUUAUUGUGACCCAACAACCUCUGAAGACGCCGAUUCCGACAUUCGACGGAAAGUAUGAAGCGUGGCCAAAGUUCAAGGCGCUGUUUAAUGAUUUGGUAGGUAAGUGUGGUGAUUCCGAUGCAACAAAACUGCAAUACCUUGACAAAGCGUUAAUUGGUGAAGCUUCCGGCAUCCUGGAUGCCAGAAUCAUUAACGACAACAACUAUCAACAAGCGUGGCAGUUGUUGGAGGAGCGGUUUGAGAACCCGCGAGUGAUCAUCGACACCCACAUUUCCGGUUUAUUGUCGAUGAAACCAAUAUCUAAGCAGUGCUGGAAAGAACUGAGAAACUUGAUCGACAAUUGCAAUCGUCAUGUAGAGGGGUUGCGAUUUAUGGAGCAAAGCGUCGAUGGGACAGCUGGUCUUAUCGUUGUGAAACUGCUGACAUCUUGCCUCGAUGGAGAAACGAGAAAGCAGUGGGAAAAAACUUUGGAACAUGGGGAACUUCCGAACUUUGAUGAAUCCCUAAAGUUUCUCAGGAAUUAUUGUCAGGUCCUCGAAAGGUGUGAGAUAGAUAAGACGUCCUCUUCAAACGUAGCCAAAAAACUUCCUAAGUCGGGGAAGCCCAGCUGGUCACCGAGAACAUCUCAUCCAGCGACAUCCGUUCCAUCAGAUAGCGUGUGUGACGUGUGCACAGGGUCGCACCUUAAUUACAAGUGUCCUUCUUUCCUGAAAAUGAAUGUUGGUCAGCGUGUCAGCAAGGUGAAGCAAAUUGGGAUGUGUUUCAACUGUCUUCGUAAAGGCCAUCAAAUUCGAGACUGUCCUUCAGAUAAGUCAUGCUCGAAGUGUGGUAAAAAGCACCACACAAUGUUGCACUUUGAGCGCGAAUUUUGUACCGAACCUAAGUCGCAAAGUUCAAAUACUUCGGAAAAGACAGCAUCAGUGUCAGCUAUUCCCGAAAGUCCAGUGUCUACAGCAUGUUCCAGCAUUCAACUACCAACAAAACAAGUUCUUUUGAUGACUGCGUUGGUGAGUGUAGCAUCAAAAAGUGGGAAAAUAUUUAAGCUACGUGCCCUUCUCGAUUCCGGGUCUCAAGUUAACCUGGUAUCUGAGUCUGCUAUUCACUUACUGGCUCUUCCAAAGUAUCCUGCGAACGUUCCAGUUAUUGGUGUAGGUGGUGCCAAGUCUAGAAUCCUACAUCAUGUGAUUAUGCGCCUAUUUUCCGACUAUACUGGGUUCCAAAGUGACGUGGACUGUUUAGUGACAAGAAAAGUGACAGGAAAAGUUCCUUCUGCUCCAGUUGACAUUUCUGAAUGGAAUAUUCCGCCAGGUAUUGUGUUAGCCGAUCCAAUGUUUAAUGAGCCAAGAGAUGUGGAUCUGUUGAUCGGGGCCGAACUAUUUUUCCAAAUUUUGAGACAAAAUCAACUGAAAUUGGCCGAAGGUCUUCCAAGCUUGUACGAGACACAAUUUGGAUGGGUUUUUGCUGGUGCUCUCAAGUACGAGACCGAAGCUGUUAACGUGUUGUGUGCCACCAAUGAGGAUCCGUUGUUGAAAGAGAUUCAAAGGUUUUUCGUGCAAGAAGAGCUUUUUGAGGAGAAAAUGCCAACUAGUGAAGAACAACAGAUAGAAGACCAUUUUUGCAGAACGUAUCGUCGUGAUGAAGAUGGUCGAUUUGUGGUCCAAUUACCUUUCCGCGAAUCCAUUAACCAACUAGGUAAUUCCAGAUCUUUAGCGAUGAAGAGAUUCCUGUCAAGUGAAAAGCGCCUAUCCAAUGAUACAAUUAUGAAAGAGAUGUACCAAACUUUCAUCAAGGAAUACCAGGACCUUGGCCAUUGCCACGAGAUUCACGAGGAGAACGAUCCACCAGGACAGCAGAAUUAUUAUUUUCCACAUCAUGCUGUACUCAAACCUUCAAGUACCAGCACAAAGCUACGUGUGGUAUUUGAUGGUAAGGCGAAGUCAAAUGGAUUAUCCUUGAAUGAAGUGCUAAUGAUCGGUCCCAAAAUCCAAAACGAUUUAUUUGCCAUACUACUGCGUUUCCGGAAACACAUUUAUGCAUUUUCAGCAGAUGUUGAGAAAAUGUAUAGGCAGGUGAAGAUCGAUCCAAAACAAACGAGAUACCAAAGAAUUUUCUGGCGUGACCAGCCCGCAGAAAAAAUAAAAGUGUUAGAGUUGUCAACGGUAACCUAUGGGACAUCUCCUUCGUCGUUCUUAGCAGUGAGAUCAAUGGUUCAGCUGGCACGAGAUGAGAGUAGAAACUUUCCUGCAGCUGCCGAAGUGAUAUUGGAAGACUGUUAUAUGGACGAUAUUCUGAGUGGUGCUUCAACGCUAUCAUCUGCGAAGCAAUUGCGAUGUGAAAUUGAGCAACUUAUGAUGAACGGAAAGUUUCCUAUUCGGAAGUGGUGUUCUAACAACAACGAGGUGCUCGAUGGUGUUCCUGAUCAAGAUCGUGAGAAAUUAGUGCACAUAAAAGAUUCUGGAGCGAGUGAAACGAUUCGAACUUUAGGUGUUCUUUGGAAUCCGAAAACUGACCAGUUCCUGUUUUGUAGAAGUCCGGAAACGAUGCAAUCCGAUGCGAAAGUGACAAAAAGACAUGUUCUAUCCCAAAUUGCCAAACUGUUUGACCCGCUCGGGCUCAUAUCACCAGUAAUAGUGUCAGCCAAGUCCAUUAUGCAGCAAUUGUGGGCUGCUGGGUUAGGAUGGGAUGAGGCCCUCGAAGGUGAGAUGUUGAAAAGAUGGAUCGUGUUCCAUCAGUCACUACCGCAGUUGAACGAGAUACAAAUUCCGAGAUGUGUCGUAAUCUCUGAUGCUCAUCGCAUUGAAAUUCAUGGCUUUUCCGAUGCGUCGUGCACUGCUUAUGGCGCUUGUGUGUUUUUACGUUGUGUUCAAACGGAGGGAACAGUGUUAGUUAGACUAGUGUGUAGCAAGUCCAGAGUUAGUCCUUUGCGUCGUCUUACUAUGCCUAGACUUGAGCUGUGUGGCGCAUUGUUAUUGGCAAGAUUGAUCAACCUAGUGAUACCUAUUUUGAAAAUAAAAGUGCAUGAUGUCAAGUUGUGGUCGGAUAGUCAGAUAGUGCUUGCGUGGAUAAAAAAGGAUCCCAAUCAACUUCAAACCUACGUGAGAAAUCGAGUUAUAGAGAUAUAUGGACUUACUAACGAUUAUGAGUGGAAGUAUGUAAGAUCUGAAAAUAAUCCAGCAGAUCUGGUUUCCAGAGGCUGUCAUCCAGAAAGUUUACGACGUUCUGACAUGUGGUGGAAUGGUCCGCCGUUUUUGCAAGCUACCAACUACGAAAUUCUGGAGACACCAAUAUUACAAGAUGACGAAUUACCAGAAAUGAGAAGACCGACUGUUAGUAAUCCAGUGGCAAAUUUUGAAGAUGAACCAAUAUUUGAGCGGUGCGGCACGUUUUCAAAAUUGCAACGUGUUUUGGCACAGGUGGUGAGAUUCACUCGACUACUAUGUAUGGCGAAGGAAGAGCGAAACAAAUCCCAAUACAUUUCUGUACAAGAUAUGCGGGAUGCGAUGGGAUAUAUAGUACGAGUACUUCAGAAUACUGCGCUAAAUGAAGAGAUCCAGUGUAUUCAGAGAAAUAAGUUACCCAAGCGACUUGCAAAUAUUCAACCUUUUGUGGACGAGAAAGGAUUUCUACGCGUCGGCGGACGUCUACAAAAUUCUAAAUUACCGUACGAUGCCAAACAUCAAUUGCUUCUUCCACAUAAUCAUCGGGUGACGGAGAUGCUGAUUCGACAAUAUCAUGAGGAGAGACUUCACGAGGGACCAUCCGGUUUGCUGGCAGCGAUAAGACAAAAAUUCUGGUUUGUAAAAGCUCGUUCUGUUAUUCGAAAAGUGACACGCAGCUGCGUGAAGUGUUUUAGAGCCAAUCCGAGAGCAGUGCAGCCAUUAAUGGGAAAUUUACCAGAGGAACGAGUGACGUUAGCUGCAGCUUUCGAGCUCACCGGUGUGGACUAUGCUGGUCCUGUUAUAGUGAAAGAGGGAAGAUACAAGCCGAAACAUAUUAAGGCGUACAUCGCAUUGUUUGUGUGCCUCACGACGAAAGCUAUUCAUCUCGAGUUGGUUUCGGAUCUAACGACCGAAGCUUUUCUUGCCGCUUUGGAUCGAUUUAUCAACCGACGUGGAAUGGUUCGUAAAAUUCUGUCGGACAAUGCAACCAAUUUUGUUGGCGCUGCUAAGGAGUUACACCAAUUAUUCGUGAUGUUCCGUGAAGAAACUUCAAAGACUAGAAUUGACGAUUUUCUACUUAAACGUGAGAUAGAAUGGAAAUUCAUUCCGCCUAGAACCCCUAACUUUGGCGGAUUGUGGGAGGCAAGUGUCAAAGUGGUCAAACGUCAUCUACAUCGUACGUUAGGCAGCGCAAUUUUGACGUUCGAAGAGUUCGGUACCGUUUUAACGCAUAUCGAAGCUAUAGUGAAUUCCAGACCACUUUAUGCGUUAUCUGAUGAUCCCAACGAAACACUUCCGAUAACUCCAGCUCAUCUGAUGUUCGGUAAACCGUUGGAGCCAGUUUUGAAACCAUCGUAUUCUGAUAUAGCAGUGAACCGUUUAUCCCGACAUCAGUAUUUAAAUCAUUUACGUGAUAGAUUUUGGACAAAGUGGUCCCGUGAUUAUUUGUCGACGCUACAGUCAAGAGCUAAAUGGACCGAAGUGUUCGAGCAUUUGGUUCACGAUGCUCUGUAUGCCACUUCCCGACCAUUGAUAUCGGAGCUCCAGCAUGGUUUCGUGAAGAAGCGAUCCGCUACUACCAACCUGAUGUCCUACGAGAGUUUCCUGUGUUCGAAAAUUGAGAAACGACACCAGAUUGAUGCGAAAUACUUCGACUUUUCUAAGGCGUUCGACAAGCAUUCCAAGCAGCAACAGCAUCCAGGCAGCAACAGCGACGACAACAACAAUAUUUUGGCUUUCAGGAGGGAGGCAGGGAAUAGAUAUGGAUGGAAUGGAAGGAGUAAACAAGAGCUGAUAAGGAAAGGUUAA